AUGUCCUUUUCCCGUCUCCUUUCGAUUAUUGCGGUGAUUUUGGUCGGCCCAGCGGGUGUGUUGGUCAAUGCUUUGUCCAGCACCCUCCAGCAGGUGUCGAAUUUCGGCCCCAAUCCCACGGGAGUCCAAAUGUUCUUGUACAGGCCCACCAAGCUCGCAAGCCCACCACCACUUAUAAUCGCAAUGCAUUACUGCACCGGGACAGCUCAGGCAUACUUCCAGGGAACAAGUCUGGCGCAAUUAGCUGAUACUCAUGGGUUUAUUGUGAUUUACCCCGAUGCCCCUGACUCAGGAGGAUGCUGGGAUGUCCAUUCCACCGCGACAUUGACACACGAUGCAGGAGGAGACUCCCUCGCCAUUGCAUCCAUGGUCAGAUACGCGAUUGCCAACUACGGCGUUGAUGCUUCACGUGUCUUUGCAACUGGAACAUCCUCCGGCGCCAUGAUGACCAACGUGCUGAUGGGUGCAUACCCAGAUCUGUUCAAAGCUGGUUCGCUCUUCUCCGGUGUUCCAUAUGGAUGUUUCGCAGGCUCUGGGAUGUGGAACAGUCAGUGUGCCCAAGGCCAGCUCAUCAAAACUGGCCAGCAGUGGGGCGAUCAAGUACGCUCUGGCUACCCCGGAUUCACCGGCACACGUCCCAAGGUCCAGUUCUGGCAUGGAACAGCCGAUACCACUCUUUAUCCUCAAAACUUCCAGGAGGAGAUCAAGCAGUGGACUAACGUCUUUGGUGUUAGCGAGACACCGACUUCCACUCAGACCAACAAUCCUCUCAAUGGAUAUACGCGCACAUCAUAUGGACCGAACGUACAAGCUAUCCUUGCCCAAGGCGUAGGACAUACAGUACCCGAACAAGAGAAUGAUGUUAUGAUUUGGUUCGGAUUGAAUAACCUCACACCAGGCACGACCAAUCCUCCGGCUACAACACCUCCAGCUACGACCCCUCCAGCCACGACCCCUACACAACCUACGUCUACGACCAUACCCAGCAGCCCGGGUGGAACUGCCGAACACUGGGGUCAAUGUGGCGGCCAAGGAUGGACGGGACCCACAGCAUGUGUAUCGCCCUUCACAUGCACUGCUCUCAACGCCUAUUACAGUCAAUGCCUCUGA
Messenger RNA from Pleurotus ostreatus (oyster mushroom), 1110 nucleotides. RefSeq lists its product as uncharacterized. The coding region runs from base 1 to 1110 and encodes 369 amino acids. NCBI's taxonomy places the organism in Eukaryota, Fungi, Basidiomycota, Agaricomycetes, Agaricales, Pleurotaceae. Gene Ontology annotation, cellular component: extracellular region. Gene Ontology annotation, biological process: carbohydrate metabolic process. The transcript is spliced from 7 exons. The record is from RefSeq and is a predicted model, not a curated record. Gene Ontology annotation, molecular function: hydrolase activity; cellulose binding.